Molecule: messenger RNA, 2417 nt
Organism: Acanthaster planci (crown-of-thorns starfish)
Lineage: Eukaryota; Metazoa; Echinodermata; Asteroidea; Valvatida; Acanthasteridae
Source: RefSeq, a predicted model, not a curated record
UUCCUGGAAUUGGGACACUGCACCCAUAGGUUGAUUUCACGUGAUCAUAAGGGUCAAUUGCUCACUGACGAAGACCCUGAGUGGUGUUAAAAAGCCCAAACGCGACUUCCCCGAGAAAAACUCAAGUUGUUCAGCAUGUCCGACAACAUGAACCGUGUCUUUUUGUGGUGCGUGCCUCGCACGGUGUCUACUGCCUUUCUGAAGUGUAUCAGCUUUGUCGAAGGCCUUCAGGUUGUAAACGAGCCUUACCAGUGCGCCUUCCAUGCGGGCCCGGAGGGGAAACGUUCAAAGUUGAAUUUGAGUGACCCGGUGGACAAACGCACAGCCGAAGUUCUCGACAACGUUUCUGUCGAUGAAGAGGUCCGUGGUUUCGACGACAAAAUUUGUACAUACGGCUGGAUACGAGACGAACUUCUUGAGGCAUCUCACCCAGACAAGAAGAUCCUCUUCUGUAAAGAUAUGGCUUUUUAUAUCGAUGCUAAAUACCACAUGUUGCCCAAAGGUUUCCGGCACAGCUUUCUGAUCCGACACCCGGCCAAGGUUUUCCCGUCUUGGAGAAAGAUGCUUCUGAAAACGCUCGGUGAACCGUGCGCAAAAUACAUGGACAACUUGCAAGAGCUGCCGGAAUACCUGUUUCCUCCAGGCUGCGGAUUCAAGGAGCAAUGUGACUUGUUGGAGUACGUAGAGAGGCACCUGGACAAGGAGCCGAUUAUUCUUGACGCAGAUGACCUCCUUGCUGAUCCACCCGGCAUCUUGUCGGCCUACUGUCACAAGAUGGGCAUUCCAUACAGUCCAGAUCUGCUAUCUUGGGAAGCUGGAGGAGCCAUCGCGGACACAUGGAUUACAUCGAAAGUCAUAGCCUUUGCCAACAAACUUGGAGGCUUUUACGACGACGCUCUUCAAAGCGUGGGAUUCUGGUCUCCGGAACCCCCUCCAGUAAUCCAGAGUCUUCCCGUUGAUGUUCAGGCUUGCGUGGAAGCGUCCAUGGAGUACUACGAAAAGCUCCACUCAAGGCGCAUCAAGCCUUUGUCACAAUGAAACACUGGAUUGGUAUAAAUCGAAAUGAUAAAUUCCGGAAAUUUCAGUCAUCAUUAUAACCAAAAAUGUGCCAGACAAAAUUAAUCUGUUGGUACGCCAGCAGAAAGAGCCUUUGUCAGGUCAGGGGCGAGAUUUGUCGAGAUUUCUCCUGAUUUUGGGAGUUUUCCAUGAGAAUUUUAAAGUCUUUCUUUUAAAAUCUGGAAAAUCCUACGUUGACAAUUAAGGUGUUUUUAUGUAUUAAAAGACUAAUGAAGAGGGCAAUAAAUGGGUAAUAUAAGGGAUGGCUGUAGGCAAACACAAAUGUAAAAUUAUGGUUCUCCGAUCUUAACUCUUGUAAUUAAUUUCGUGGAUAUUUCAUUUUUCCCCAAACUCAAACCUCCAAGUUAGAUAUGUUUGUCUUUGGGCAUUUACACACAUUACCGAAGGUAGUAUUUUUCUUUUUGUAUAAUUUAUAAUUUUGUGUAAGUCAGUUUUAAUUACUGUGUUAUGUCUAAGGUGUUUUACUAUAAGUAAUUGUUAUGUAAAAUUACUUUUCCGUCAUCACAGGUUCAACAAAUUCAAUCUCGAUUUUAAUGCGUUUGUAUCCUCCUGCGAACUGCUAAGUUUUUUUAAUUCAAGGUAUUUUGUCUUCCUAAUUUUCAAAAUUCCGUGAACUUACAUUUCCUUCGACUUUUUCAAAUGUAAUCAUAAAACCAUCCGACUAUACUUGUAAACGACAAGCACAUCGAAAUUUAUCGCACUGUUAGCUGCAAUAAAUGGAGACAAUGCGGGCGAUGCAUCUACGAGUACGUCUGCGAGACUUUUUAUCCCGAGUACCUGUACAUACUGAGUGCGAGUCCCUCGAGCCUGUCACUUGUACCGGUACAUCAUGACAAAGAUAUGUUCUUACAGUGCAGCUUUAAUCCUAUCUAGCCACUAUGGAGAUCUGACAAAGUCCUUGCAAUAAGGUCUUCUGAAACUGUGAAAACUGCGGGUAUGAUCGUUUUGGGUCUCGCGGGUGUGCAGCGCAAUGUUGGGGGAGGGAUGGGUUAAAAAGACCCACUGCCAAUAUAAAAAACGAAACGCAGAGUACAGUUUGAAAUUUGUUAAUAUCUCACUGCAAAAAUAUGGAUGUGGAAGUAUUGCAACUGAUGCAGAAGGGGCGUGGCUACAAGGCAAGGGACGGGAGUUUGCUUUUUUAAAUACAUGAUAUUGAACCACAGGUAUUACCCCAGCAGAACUGGUAUCUUCCUCAGUAAUCGUUAUUUUGCCGAUGUUGAUGAUAUCUCUAGGUCACAACGGUUACUCCCUGAAGCAGUACCGGUAGGUCUACAUGGGAGGCCACUGAAUGCUCUUAGUAAAUCCAAAACUGAUCUCCGAAAACUGCCAAACUAUUUUUC